Messenger RNA from Penaeus vannamei (Pacific white shrimp), 1599 nucleotides. NCBI's taxonomy places the organism in Eukaryota, Metazoa, Arthropoda, Malacostraca, Decapoda, Penaeidae. The record is from RefSeq and is a predicted model, not a curated record.
AUGGUCUUUAUAACUCAGAACAUCGCCCGUGACCUGGCGUCUUGCUCAACGCCAGAGUCGAACCGAAUUUGGCGCCAGAACCAUAACAAGGUGUGGUCUUUUUACAGCCUUUUUAACUCUUCACAAGUUAAAUUUUUAUUCGUGUGGAAACGAGUGCCUUCGCCUCACCAUAUUGAAAUAAAAGCUCGACUGCAGACGGAGCCAAAAACUCGGGUGGCAAUGGCCGCCGCUUCCCCGAGUUCUAGUUCACACGAACCCCAGCGGCUCCUUCGCCGCCCCGUCGGGAGGACCGCUCAUGGGCAUGGCGAGCGGACCGUUCUCGGGCCCGCUGUCGCUGCCGCAGGGCUCUGGCUACCUGCGGGCGGGGCCGCGGCGGCACCACCACCACCACCAUACAUUCCGCCCUACCCGCCCUUGCCGCCGCCCCCGCCGCGCCGCCUGCACCACCACCCCCACGGGCACCAGUCCUUGCCGUACAUGAGCUUCCGGGAACCGCCGCCUCCGCCGCCGCCCACGGGGCGCUGGGACGAGGACCCGUGCUUCCUGCGGCCGCACUCGCCGGAGACGCCGUGCCCGCACAGCCACCGCGCGGAGCACACGCCGCAGGAGGACGGCACCUGCUUCGUGGUCAUGGGCUCGCAGAAGCCCCUGGAGAUCAUGGAGCCCUUCUCGGCCAAGAACCCGCUGCACGUGCCGCACCUGCAGCAGGAGGAGGAGGGCGUGUACUCCUACGCCGGCGAAGGGAUCCUGAGCCCGGCCGACGUGAUCCGCGCCCAGGCGGCCAUGGAGGACUCCGACAGCUACGGCGGGUCCCUGGCGUCCGAAAACAUCUACGAGGAGAUUCCCGAGAACUGGAGCGGCGCCUGGUCGCGGCGCUCGCUGGUGGAGGAGGUGCUGGACGAGUACGAGCGGGUGCGCGCGGGGCACCGCCGCGUGCUCUCCGCCCUCAACCUGGACGUGGAGACGCUGAUCCGGCCCGAGGGGCACGACGGCACGGCCUCGCCCGACUCGGGCCUCACCGUGUCCGCGUCCGACUCGUCGUGCGAGCCGCACGCCGGCUGCGACCCCUCGCGCCCGCGGACGCCCACCAACCACGACGACCCCGCCACCUCGUGGCGGUCGCAGAAGAAGUCCUCGCCCAAGCAGAACGCCGAGAGGCAGCUGCCCAAAGGGCGGGGGCGGCUGGUGAAGUGCGAGUCCCUGGACUUGAAGGAUGCCAUGACGCGCCGCCCGUCGGGAGGUCGCGGGCGCGGCUUCAAGGAGAAGCUCGGCGGAGUCAAGGAAAAGAUGGAGAAGAAGGGAUGGCGCUUCCCCAACUUCUCAAGGAAAGGUGCGUCGGGUGUGGGAGCGGGUCACGUGGUAAGUAGGGAUGCAGCGAUGCCGAAAGUGCCAGGGCGGCGUCGGUCCCUGGCAACCGAGAGGGAAGUCGGGCCACCUGAGCGAGAGAGCGGAGCGCGGGAGGGAAGGUGAUGCCUACCUGUUCCGACGCACGCGACGGAGGACGUGGCUGAGAAGUUUGGCUCCGCACGUGGGCUCGAUCAAGGGUUUGGAGUAUAGAUGGCAUGAGAGAGAGAGAGAGAGAGAGAGAGAGAGAGAGAG